GUCCGGACUAUUGACGCAUUUAAUACUGUAAAACUGCGCUAUACUAUUAUAUUAACUGCUUUUAAGCUAGAGAAAUAACUUACAAUAGUAACUGAACGUGGAAAGAAAGUAUAUUCACGUAUUAUAUACAAAUGGGAAUGAAUAAAUUAAAUAAAAAGACGUCGGGUGGAGUAAAGUGUGUUAUCGUCGGGGACGGCGGCGUCGGGAAAACAAGCUUGUUGAUGAGUUAUACUUCAGGCGGAAUUAUGAUGGACUAUAUUCCAACAUGUUUUGAUUGUUAUACAGUGGAUAUGAAUGUUAACGAUGCAAGUUACAGUAUGACCUUGGUAGAUACAGCGGGACAGGAGACGUACGAUCGUCUACGAACGCUGUCAUAUUUCGACACGGACGUUUUUGUCGUCUGCUUCAAUAUAGCAGACACAGAUUCCUUUGAAAAUGUGAAAACAAAAUGGAUCCAAGAACUUAAACAAUAUAGACCAGAUACUCCGUUCAUUUUAGUUGGAACACAAAGUGACAAACGCAACAUAAAAGCAGACGACACAGAACACGUGCAGGGAAGUUUCAUACAUGAAAACCUAGUACCGACAAAAUGUGUUUCUGCAAGCAAGGGUAAAUCUGCAGCUAGGAAACUUGGUGCGAAACAAUAUUUAGAAUGUUCGGCACUUAAGUGUGAAGGCGUCUCUGAAGUGUUCAAGUCAGCUUUACAAACGGCCAUGUGUCCUAAGAAAAGGAAACAGUCCUUCUUAAAAACAUGCAUGCCAGCAUUCAAAUUCAGAAAGUUCAGCAAAAACAGCAGAGUAGAAGAAUGAGCUUACAAAGCAACCAAACAAAUCAGAAUUUGCAUUUAUGUUAUGCUGAACAUUUCUAGUCGAGCAGACGACAGUUGAGGACAUCGAGGGUGGGAAGUAGUUCGUGACUGUGCAAUAUUUCAGUUUGAAAUUUACGUACCUUCUGCUGGGGUAUAUAUGAGGCCCAUGCUUUAUUUUGCAAGGACUUAGGACAGGAAGAUUUCAGUGUAAAAAGUCAGGUUAUGACAUCCUUUUAGGGAUGAAAAUUGAUUUUGUUAUUAUUUUAUAGAUUUCAUUAAUUUGUAGAUUUUGUUACUGUUAUGAAAGGCAAUAAAAUUGCAUAUAAUAUA
Molecule: messenger RNA, 1138 nt
Organism: Ruditapes philippinarum (Manila clam)
Lineage: Eukaryota; Metazoa; Mollusca; Bivalvia; Venerida; Veneridae
Product: cdc42 homolog
Exons: 3
Coding region: 132-809 (225 amino acids)
Biological process (GO): small GTPase-mediated signal transduction
Molecular function (GO): GTP binding; GTPase activity
Source: RefSeq, a predicted model, not a curated record